GUCUGAGGCUUUUAUUUUGAAGGCAGCGCUCCUUCUCAUCUGCUGUACUCCCGUGACUUUGACCAAACUGCCCCACAGCAGGAGGAGGAGGGCAAUCUAGUUUUUAUUUUUCUGUCCAGACGGCUGCAGAUAAGUACAAAAACAAAGUGGGAGCAGAGGAGCUGGUCUGCCGCUGCGCCACAGCCGUCCUCCGAACCGCAGGAGCCGCGGGUUCGAUCCCGCACAGGCCUUCUCCACUUUGUUUUCUUCCCUUUGUUAUAAAAAGGGGAAGGACUGAGCUGCGGGAAACAAACUAAAGCAAGUUCAACGUCAGCGUGUGCGCACUUUACGCACGGGCAGAACAUGCGGGAGCGCGCCGAGGCCGCGGCUGAUUCCGGUCCGUUUGUUGGCUCUGUCCCUGUCAUCAUGUCUCGUGGCAGAAAUCUGUAAAAGCCGACGCAGCAUGGGGGCCAAGCAGAGCAGCCAAGUGUUUGACGGCAGGACUCGGGCGUACUCCAGCUCAGACCUCCCGUCCGGGAACUCCGGGGGGCGGGAGAGGAUCUCGGGGCUGAGGUACACCAACGGACCCGACGGACCCCGAAUCCGAUACACAGCCGGGGGCCCGAACAGCUCCGGACUGAGCAUCCCGGCCGGCGGCAGGUCGGGGUCACACAAUCAGAGCCUGGACGGCGCGGAUGACGCGGACGGCCAGUUGCCCCCCGACAGCCACAGGUUGCUCAUAGGCUCGCUGCCUGCGCAGCUGUCACCGCGCCUGCUGGGAGGAUUCCACUGUCCUGUUUGCUCCAAGUUCAUGGCAACAGAUGAAAUGGAGAAGCACCUGCUCAUGUGUUUCAGCAAGACACGCCUCACCUACAACAAGGACAUCCUGUCCAGAGACUCUGGGGAAUGUGCCAUCUGUUUGGAGGAGCUGGAGCAGGGAGACACCAUCGCCAGACUUCCCUGCCUUUGUAUCUACCACAAAGGGUGCAUAGAUGAAUGGUUCCAGGUGAACCGCUCGUGUCCAGAACAUCCUGCUGACUAGAAGCUGCAAAACUUCACCUUUAAUCUUUGACGCGUCAAAGCCGACUUUGUGCCCUGUUUGGAUCCUAACACUGUUCCAGCUGAGCAUCAGCAUUCCUCAGGGAUUCUUAAAGACGAUGUUUUGUAUUCCCUCACAGAGAAGCAGUGAACUUUGGAGAUGUUUCUGCGUGGACUGUGACUUUGAGAGAAACAAAGGUGGAGUUGUUGAUGUGAAUGUCCCUCAAGCCGCCUUUUAGCCUCAGAUGAAUGCAACCCGGAGUCUGAUCCAGACGGUUAUGAAGACCUGGGGUUCCUGCAGAGGGCUUGUGUAUCCAAGAUGGUGAACGGAGGUUUGGGCUACGUGAGUGCUGAGAGACUUGACCAGGUGGCUGAUUUUGUGCAAUAUGAAAAACAGCCAAACCGAAAUUAAAUCAUUCUUGAUCAGCUUUAAGGGGUGAAUGCAGUGUUUGAUGAUAGUCUGGAGCCGACUGUCACUGUUGUUGUGUAACAAUCAUGUGUCCUACAAAAGAUCUUGUAACACAGUUGGGUUUUAUUAAUCAUGUGUCCAUUUGAAACCACAGAAAUGUGAUUGUGUAGCUUAAAGGAGAAAUUAAAAUAAAUGUAUCUAAUGAUGAUCCAACUCUCUUUAGGAGUGCCAUAAUGUGCUGCUAUGUUAAAGACUGGAAAGUUUUCUGAUAACCUUUGAACCAUGUUGUUCGUUCUUUCUGUUUGUACUGUAAUGAAUUGCACAACAAUAAAUUUUUUAUCUUCGUGUUUUUUCCUGCUUAAAA
This is a messenger RNA of Oryzias melastigma (Indian medaka), 1790 nucleotides long. Its product is annotated as E3 ubiquitin-protein ligase znrf2. The transcript has 4 exons. The coding region runs from base 443 to 1021 and encodes 192 amino acids. Lineage: Eukaryota; Metazoa; Chordata; Actinopteri; Beloniformes; Adrianichthyidae. The record is from RefSeq and is a predicted model, not a curated record.